Prorocentrum cordatum is the source of this 2933-nucleotide messenger RNA. The record is from the annotation of a GenBank genome assembly. Lineage: Eukaryota; Dinophyceae; Prorocentrales; Prorocentraceae.
AUGGACUCCAACUCCGACAUCGAGCCCGAUCAGCUGGACGACGGCGGCGCCGACGCGUCGGCAGCUGAGGAGGAUCCGAAGAUCGCCGCCUCCGAGGCCAAGGCUGAGGGCGAUGGUAGUGGUCAGAAUAAGCGCCUCAAGAUCGUGGACGAUCACGGCAAGGCGAAGAAGGGAUUUAAGGGCGGGAAGAAAUGGUGCCCACCAUGUGGUAAGUACGAGUCGGUCGAGGUGUUCCCACCUGGGUCUGGCCAGUGCGGGCCAGGUCGCCAGAUCAUGCAGAACCUGAAGAACGCAGCCAAAUCACAAGGCAAAGAAAAAUGGUGGGAGGAGGCAUGCGCUGACCCGAAGAAGUUGGUCAGGGUCUGCAACAACUACAAAGCCAGAUGCCCGCCCCCGCCGCCGGGAAAGAAGAGGGAGGGUUUCAGCAUCGCAACAUACCUCGAGGAGAUCAGGCAGGAACAGUCCGUGAUCUAUGAUGGCAUUAGCGAGAUGAUGAGUUUGCCUCACUUUGUGAGCUGGAUGGGGAAGCCCAAGAACGGAUCUAUGGACCCCCAGGAGGCGGCCGCCAAGUGGCAGAAGUUGUACAACACUCCAGGUGCGAUCACAGACAAGCUAGGACACGUGGAGAAGCACCCGGAGAGAGUAGCGGUGAAGAAAUCGGAUAUCAUCACGAACCGUGACGCUUACAUCAACGCGCAGACCCUUCAGCUUAAAGGAGACAGAUACGCCACCGCCGCGCAGCCGCGCGGCAGCGGAUCGCAGGAAGAUAUCGACAAGAUGGCUUUUUCGUUGAGGGAGGGCCCCAAGGCUACAGUUACUGCGAAUGAAGGGCGGGCUGCCCUGGCUAAGAGGCUCGUGAAUGCCAAGAGCGCUGCUAUUAUCGGAGGCGGUGAUGGGGCGUUCUCUGAGUCGGGCAGGGCCGCCGUAGAGAUCGGCGACGUCGGCGAGCUCGACAGCGACUCCGAGGAGGCGGCUGAGCAGGGGGAUGAGGAGGAGGAGGAGGGCGCCGAGGGGGCUGGCGGCAAGCGGAAGAAGGGCGAGGCGGGAGCGGGUGGCGGCACUCCGAAGAAGCAGAAGGGCUCUGCACCGAAGCCUUGGUUCGACAGGGACGCGCAAGUUUCGGCGGCCUUGCGAUCCCAUGAAAACUGGCAGAAGGGGGCGAAGGCGGAUCUGGAGAAGGGCAUCGAGUCGGCGCGGGACGUGCUCGAGUCCGUCAGCGCUGACGUUGAGGACAACGUGAAGAACGAGAAGAAGUUGUGCAAGAACCGCCUCUACGCGUUGAGGCUCGUCCUCGGAGACGGCGCUUCAACUCCCGAGGAUUGGGAUCUCUUCGACUCGAAGCCCCCAGCCAUGAAGCGUGAAGGAGAGGAGGCUGAGGCUGAGGCGGCCCCGGCGGAGGUGCCCGCCGCUGAGCCAGGGUCCGCUGGCCCUGAGGCUGCCCCCCCCGCCAGUGAGGCAGGGCCCGCUGCGGCUGUCGCCAAGACUGGGACUGGGAUUACAAAGCAACGGUGGAGAAGAAAAGAUCCUGCCGCCGCCGCCGGCGCCGGCGAGGAGGCUCACGCUGCUCCUGCGGGCGCGAAGCUUUUCGAGGACCUUGGCAAGGCUCCCCCUGGCGACCCUUUCAAGGCUGGCGAUCACGAUCAGGCUCGCGGUGGCGACGAGGCGUCUACUGUGGCCCAGUUCUACAUGCAGACAGGUGGCGAUGCCUCCCGGGCGCUCAAGAGGUACAUUGCGUCAUUCUCAUCGAGCAGUGCCAAGCCCGAACUUGGCAGCGCACCUCCGUGCCGGUCAUAUCGUUCGCUCAUUGUCGUCAGCGAGUUCGACCAGUACACGGCCAAAAUUGAACAAGCUGAGUCGAAGGAAGCCUUGGUUGCGAUUUCCACGUCUAUGAAACCUUUCAAGGCAGCGUACGUCGAUCUGCUCGCGAUGGCGAAGGCGGCAGUGACGCGGCUCAAGAACGCCAUCGACGACGCCAAGAAGGACACCCAGAAGGACAAAGCCAGCGACGCCCAGGUUGCAGCAGCAGGAGGCAGGAAGCGUGGGCGCCCUAAAAAGCAGGCCAAGCCUGAGGCAACCUUGAUGGUAGACAAUUGGGCACAGGCGUGUGAUAGCAUGAAGUCCGUCGCAGCUGGUGAUCAGAUCACCCCCGAGGACAUGAAGCUCCCGCUAAUCGUCAGGAUCGGAGUCGGCCCCGAGAUCCAGAAGUUCGUCCCGGAGGAUGACUUGAGCAAGUUCGAGUUGAAGUUCAAGACAGAUCCCAGUCGGGAUGAGCCAGGCCGCUGCCAGAAGAAGAUCAAGCCUGAGGGAGUGGAGGCAUUCAGUUCUAAGAUUGGGGCCAUCUUUCCUGGCCUGCUGGCAGACAGUAAGACGACUGAGGCGGUCAAGGCGCACUUGACGACCACGCUCUUCGCGGUGGCCAAGGGCCGGACUACGUGCUCAGCGGAGGCUGGGCAUCUUGCGGUGGUUCGUUUUGGCAUCAAGGCCUUGGGUAUGUGCAUAUCUGGGGCCCCUGGAGCCCUCGAGGGCACGCGGGAGAUCAUUUGCGCACCGACUGCAGCAAUCAUGGAGUACAGUGGCAUCGAAUCGAAAGGGCCCGCCACGCUGAAGGAGGCGUAUCACUGGCUAAAGAAUGCCACAGUGGAAGCGACCAAGAACUACAAGACCCAAAAAGCCAGCAACAAGCUCUUCGGAGCAACGGUGGGGCCGGGAGACAUCGCGUACUUGCCAGCAGGGUGGACCUACUUCGAGAAGAUCAUGGGGGCCGACUUCAUCGGCGUCCGGCGCGCGCUGCUCGCGCCCGCCGACAUCAGCGCGUUGGACGGCCUCAACAAGUUGUUGAUCACGAAGUCCGCGGCCAACGCGACCUUGCAGGGGGCCCUCGAUUGCUUGGUGAUGCUGGCGCGAUUCAGCCCCGUGGCCGCUCUGUCGACGGG